Molecule: messenger RNA, 2942 nt
Organism: Paraphaeosphaeria sporulosa
Lineage: Eukaryota; Fungi; Ascomycota; Dothideomycetes; Pleosporales; Didymosphaeriaceae
Exons: 2
Coding region: 448-2691 (747 amino acids)
Biological process (GO): 7-methylguanosine mRNA capping; protein dephosphorylation
Molecular function (GO): mRNA guanylyltransferase activity; protein tyrosine/serine/threonine phosphatase activity
Source: RefSeq, a predicted model, not a curated record
UAUCGCUCCGAGCAAAAAACAACUCACACCUGAACGCGGCCGGGGUGCACUCGCUGCGAGAUACAGCGCCCACCAACAAACGCGCCAUUCGCUCACGCAAUCGACACGCCGUGCUGCGCUCUGUCUGCGGCCUCCCUCUGCUGUCCGCUCCCGCCUGCGCUGCCCUCACCGACGUGGCUUCCAAAGAUGCAAACCGCUGGAAACAUCGGCUGGGCGCGUCGACUAUUCUUCUUUUCCUAGCAGCGUGGCAGGACGCAGCACCCCAACGUGCGCCCACGGCGCCGUAACAGCCGUCAGGCACCGACAGCUCUGCGCCAACACCACCGUCACGCCGCGCUCUUGCUCCCGCCAUUGGUCGGCUGCUGUCAUCUCGUCGUUGCGCAUUCCGCACGGCCACGCCUCUCGCCCCGUUGAAUAUACAUUCAGCGAUCUGGCACGCAAGUCGGGAUGGAGUCCCAUUCGCACUCACUCCUGUCUCAGCAUGGCUUGCGUCGCCUUCCACAGACCCUCGUCUUGCUGCUGAAGACGUGCCUGGCUGGUCCGAGCGACCGCCCUGAUUCCGUAGCUCACACCGACCUUCCCUCCUGGAACUCUAUAAGACGCUCCGUUGUCAACCUCGUUUGGCUUCUAAAUCCCCUUGAUUGUCGUGGAGAGAGCUCUUUUUUGACGUUGGUGGGCAUGGUCAAGUUGACAGCGCUGUGUGGCAUCGGUUCUGGGCUCUGGGUAUGGAGCACACGCAACAGAAAAGGAAAGAGGCCUGCCUCUUCCGAUGGGUCUACCCAUGCAGCCGAAGUGUCUGAUGUCGAUACUGAUGCUACUGAUCCGGGACUGCUCAAGAAGCACUCUACCAUCCGCGAGUACACUGUAGAUUCCACCGGCUUCACCUAUCCAGGUAUACGGACCUUCUACCGAGCCCAUCCGCAAGAGCAGAAGCUCCCCCAGGAGCCUCGACCAGUGCCUCUUUUAGUCUUCAUCCACGGCCUAGGAGGCUCCGUCGCCCAGUUCAACCCCAUUCUGCUCAGUCUUUCCAACCUUGCUUCAUGCUUGGCCAUCGAUCUUCCUGGCUGUGGCCGUUCGAUCUUUGCACCCACAGAAUGGGAGGCGUAUACCACCGAGGCACUUGUCCAGCUUCUUGCUGUUGUGAUCGAGGCCCACCGAGAUCGCGAUGGUAACCAGCAGGUGGUCUUGAUCGGGCACAGCAUGGGAUGCUCUUUGGCAGCCAUGCUGGCAUCGCCGUCCUCUCCGUACGCGCACCUUAUCAGCAUCCACGUCAGCGGAUUGAUCGCCAUCUGCCCCAAGGCUGACCCACCAACUGAGAAACAGACUGGGCAGCUGAAAAAGGUUGCCGCCUUGCCAGGGUUCCUGUUCGAUCUGGUUAGGAGAUGGGAUAGAAGAGGAGGCUUGAACAGUGUCAGCGUGGCUCGAAUGGCAGGAUGCGAUGCUGACGAGGAGACGAAGAAGCUUCAACUUCGCUACAACAGGCAAAGCCGUUCUAAGGUCUGGCAGCGCAUGGCUCGUGGGAUGUGUCCCAAUUAUUCGACUGGCUCCCCAAAGGGAGGUCUCCCGGGUCGAGAGGUGUGGGCAGGACUAAAUCUACCGGUAUUUCUUGCAGCUGGGGCCGCUGAUCAGACGACUCCGGUUGUCAACGUUAAGCGCAUUGUCGAGUUUCUGGGUCGAGAUGUGACCGCCAUCGAACCCCCGAGCGAGAAAGCCAGUCUCCCGAUUGCUGCUGCCCCGGUAGACUUAGCAAGAGUCGACCCAGAGAUUCUAGAACGAAAACACCAAGACUCAGGUGUUGAUCCAGGUGACCUGCCAGGCAUGGAUGACAACACUAGUGGCCGUGCUUCGUCCUCGCGCUACUCCCAAGAUCAAACCUCCGUACAAACCAUGGCAUUUUCGUCGACUGGCGAAAGCUCGGACAACACCGAUGCCGGAACAGAAGCAGCGGAUUCCACGCCCUCUAACCUACCUGUACCUUGCACUCGCCGACUGGUCGUCAAGACUGCGAUUAUGCCGAAGCCUGCCGCACAUUCUCUCCUGUUUGCGCCAACGAGCUCGCGGAUCAUAUCUGGCUUGAUAAGUAGUUUUCUCGCCGACCACAUUGAUCCUCGUCUCUCGCUUGCUUGGCAGCUUCAGUACCUGUCAACGGAGGGCAAGUGGGACGUCAAGAACUUCAAGAAAUGGCAGGCAGUGCAGCCUGUUUCCCAACCAAUCGCUGGUAUCUUCCGUGCUAUGAAGACUCUCCGCGAAGUUGACGAAGAGCACUCGCCAAAGAUUUUCGUCAAGCAGUGGGCAGGUAAGCUUCAUGCUGUUGUCGACAUCAGCCACGACUCUCCAGUCUACGAUCCCAAGGGUCUAGAGGCCGGGGGUAUCUCUUACUACAAAUUUCCUACCGUUUCGAAGCAGCCACCAACUAAGGACGAGGUGUGCAUUUUCAUUCAGUUGAUCGACAAGAUCCGCAGCGGGAAGAAGGACGAUGAUCAGUCUUUGAUCGGCGUCCACUGCCAUUAUGGAUUCAACCGUACCGGCUUCUUCUUGGUUAGCUAUCUUAUCGAAAAGGAAGGUUACAAGGUCCAGGAUGCUAUUGAUACUUUUCAGCGGGCUCGCGCGCCCGGCAUCCGGCACAACCACUUCAUCGACGAGCUGCACGUUCGCUAUUUCCCCGGACUUAAAAAGGCACCGACGCUGUAGCAGAGGCGCCGGGUGCUGCCGCCGCACGCAUUGUUUCGUUUUUCUUUCUUGGCACUGUAGGAUAUUGCUGGUAUUCGUAAGGCAUUCAUUGAGCGAUGCGUCCGGCGUUGUAUACAAGGGAGACUGGACUUGAACCUGUUAGAUGGUUUCUUUUGGAAAGGAUACAUGGCUGAGCUGGGGCUCGCGGUAUAUACUAUUUAUCACGGCUGGUUGCUGAGAUGGAUGGUUCUUAAUGCAGUGUUGAUACAUUC